AUGGUUACAAACGAGUCGACAAUAUUAUGCGGCCUCUUUGUUAUCUCCGCGCUUGGAGACCCGAUUAGAACAAAGAGAGAGCCUCCCGUAAGCUCACAGUAUGGCGCACCACCAGCGACGUCUUACGGAUUACCGGACGUAGGACCGUCUGAUUCUUAUGGUCCACCACCUUCGAGCUCCUACGGUGCACCCUCUGAUUCGUAUGGUGCACCACCCCCGCCGCCAUCGUCGUCUUACGGCGCCCCGUCCGGGCCCUCGUCAUCUUAUGGCGCGCCUCCUUCGUCAUCCUACGGUGCACCUUCCCCGAGUUACGGGGCACCGUCAGGCGGUGACCACGGUGGAGGAUCAUUUGAUCUCGGCGGUGGUGAUCACGGAGGAUCCUUCGGCGGCGGUCACGGCGGAGGAUCAUUUGGCGGUGGCCACGGAUCCUUCGGUGACGAUCACGGUUCCACCGGAGGUGGAUCGCUCGAUGAUCAUCACGGAUCGGGCGGUUUCGGAGGAGGUGACGGCGGUUUCGGCGGAGGUGGCGGUCACGGCGGUGGUGACGGUGGUUACGGCGGGGGUGGCGGUCACGGCGGUGGUGACGGUGGUUACGGCGGAGGCGGCGGUCACGGAGGCGGUGGGGGGUUCGGAAUCUCCGAUUCUUACGGUCCACCGUCGCCACCCUCCGGAUCCUAUGGACCUCCGGCGCACGAUCACGGGCCGAAAGGCGUGUGGAAGAAGAAACUAGUAUGGAAGCCCGAAUGGAAGCAGAUCUGGAAAACGCAGUCGAAGAUGAUCUGGAAGCAGGAGUGGAAGAAGGUACAGGUACCGGUUUGGAAGGAGAUUCAAGUGCCCGCGUGGAAGGAGAUCAAGGUACCUGUCUGGAAAAAGGUCCAGAAGCCUGUUUGGAAGCAGAUUCAAGUGCCGGCUUGGAAGGAGGUCCAGGUGCCAGCUUGGAAGAAGGUAUGGAAACCCGUUUGGAAGGAAGUCAAAGUUCCUGUGUGGAAAGAAGUCCAGGUGCCCGAUUGGAAGAAGGUCUGGGUGCCGGAAUGGAUUAAAAUCGGUAUACCGGGAGAGCAGUAUGUGGGCAAGGAUCACCACGGUUGGCAGUAUACCAGCCACGAUCUCUGGAAGAAGAAGCUGAUAUGGAAGCCGGUCUGGAAGAAGAUCUGGAGAACGGAAAAGAAGCAGAUUUGGGUAAGCGACAAAAAAUUAGAAUGGAAGGCCGAAUGGAAACAAAUCUGGAAGACGGAGAAGAAGCAAAUCUGGGUGACGGACAAGAAGCUGGUCUGGAAGGAAGAAUCGGUGCAAGUAUGGGUGCCUGAAAAGAAGCAGAUCUGGGUCACGCAGAAGAAACAGGUGUGGAAAGACGAAUGGAAGAGCAAGUGGGUUCCGGCUUGGAAGGACGUGCAGGUACCGGCUUGGAAGAAGAUCUGGAAGCCCGUCUGGGAGAAAGUUUGGGUUCCCAUCGAGUCCCACCACGACGACGAUCAUCACGGUUACAAGUAGACCGUCGUCGAGAGUCACGCUCGGCCGGCUCGAUUUUGCCUCUGCGACUGUCUCGUGACAUCCGAAGGUCGAAAGGUCGACUCGGAAAAUUGUCGAAGAAUCGCGUCAAGAAAGUCGGUCGGAUCUUAUGAUAAUGCCUUGUGAUAAUGGAUUAUUCGCCUAAAUAUAUAUAUA
Messenger RNA from Temnothorax curvispinosus, 1665 nucleotides. RefSeq lists its product as uncharacterized. The record is from RefSeq and is a predicted model, not a curated record. The transcript is spliced from 3 exons. NCBI's taxonomy places the organism in Eukaryota, Metazoa, Arthropoda, Insecta, Hymenoptera, Formicidae. The coding region runs from base 1 to 1491 and encodes 496 amino acids.